This is a messenger RNA of Bursaphelenchus okinawaensis, 634 nucleotides long. The record is from the annotation of a GenBank genome assembly. Lineage: Eukaryota; Metazoa; Nematoda; Chromadorea; Rhabditida; Aphelenchoididae.
AUGACCGAAAAGUUUACUCGAGCUGAAGUUGCGGAACACAAUUCCAAUAAGGAUGUUUGGAUGAUCAUUGGCAACAAGGUGUUUGAUGUUACUAAAUUUUUGGAUGAGGUAUGCAAAUAGUUGUUAAGUGACUUUAAGUUUAGAUAGGUGAAAUUAUAAAAAAUGAAUGCACUUGUAUAUAUAAAAGAGAAAUGGAUUUUAGUUGGUUUAUAGGCAGCCGCCCAAUUUUAUCUUGAUAUGCUGAAGGAUAAAAAUACUAGGUUGUUCACUUAAUUCUGCGCACCUUCUCAAAACUAAUUCGUGGGGUGCGGGGGUGCAGAAUUAUGUGUAAACCUAAUAAUAUAAACGACAAUGUUUUCAGCACCCAGGAGGUUGCGAGGUUUUGCUAGAAAAGGCAGGCGAAGAUAGAACUGAAGCUUUCGAAGACAUCGGCCAUUCUUCAGACGCAAGAACUUUGAAGGAAGACUAUUUGGUCGGAGAAAUUGUAGAUGAAGAAAAAUGGCAAUAUUCAUACGACAAAAAACCUACAGGACAUGAAACCGCUGAUAAGAAUGGUCAACACCCAUUGGAGACCUAUGUAUUCCCAGUUGUUGUAGUCGCAAUCCUUGGUUUGUUGUACUACCUCUUUAGCUAA